Molecule: messenger RNA, 1053 nt
Organism: Spinacia oleracea (spinach)
Lineage: Eukaryota; Viridiplantae; Streptophyta; Magnoliopsida; Caryophyllales; Amaranthaceae
Exons: 4
Coding region: 1-1053 (350 amino acids)
Source: RefSeq, a predicted model, not a curated record
AUGUUGUUUCGAAAUAGUUCAAGCUCAGAAUCUUUUGAAGAAGAUCAAAACCAAGAAAUUGAUCAAAUGAUUGACGAAAUCGUCACUCAUCAUUUACCAAACACAUUUUCCCCUCGAGGUCCUAGACGUCAAACUGUGAAUGAUGUGUAUUUAGAGAAGCAGUUUCGUCGAAGGUUUCGAAUGAGAAGACCAUUAUUUUGUGGAAUCAUGAACAAAGUGGUUGAAAACGAUACUUUCAUGCAGCAGAGAGGAAAUGCUGCUGGCAAGCUAGGGUUAUCAGGGUUGCAAAAAUGCACUGCAACUAUCAGAAUACUUGCGUAUGAGGAGUACCUAAGAAGUCCUACAGAUGAAGACUUAAGAAGGAUCCUUUAUCAAAAUGAAAUGCGCGGAUUUCCUGGCAUGAUCGAAAGUAUUGAUUGUAUGCACUGGGAGUGGAAGAACUGCCCUAACGCCUGGAAAGGUCAAUACCAGUGGCGUAGCGGGAAUGCUAGCCUCAUUCUUGAAGCUGUUGCGGAUCAAGAUCUAUGGAUUUGGCAUUCAUUUUUUGGUAUCCUUGGUUCAUGCAGUGACCUUAAUGUUCUUUAUCGUUCACUUGUGUUUGAUGAUGCUUUGCAAGGAUUUACUCGUCCUCAACUUCAAAAGCAUAAGCUAUUUGCUGAUAGACAAGCACAUGUUCGGAAGGAUGUUGAACGUGCGUUUGGAGUUUUACAAGCGAGGUUUUCCAUUAUACGACAACCUUCUCUUGCUUACGAUGAAGAUAUAUUAUCUGACACAAUGAAGGCUUGUCUCAUCAUGCACAACAUUAUAGUUGAGGAUGAACGAGACAUGUAUAUCCGAGCUGAUGUGUUAAGAAGGUACUAUGAACAAGACCUUUCGAGCUCCAGCGCAACGGUGAAUAAUGGUGAACCUUUCGAGUUCCAAGCUGGUCGUCCAGUCAACAUUAACGAUUACUUGGGGAGAAGAGUAACAAUGCGUAACAGUCAAACUCACCAGUCUCUGAAAGAUGAUUUAAUCGAACAUAAUUGGAAAAAAUAUGGACCCAAUAAUCAUUAA